Fusarium oxysporum Fo47 is the source of this 948-nucleotide messenger RNA. RefSeq names its product SDR family oxidoreductase. Bases 1 to 948 code for a protein of 315 amino acids. NCBI's taxonomy places the organism in Eukaryota, Fungi, Ascomycota, Sordariomycetes, Hypocreales, Nectriaceae. The record is from RefSeq and is a predicted model, not a curated record. The transcript has 5 exons.
AUGACGUUUACACCACGAUCACUUCCUGACUUGUCGGGGCAAGUUUACAUUGUAACCGGAGGAAAUACCGGAAUUGGGUUCAAUACCGUACUGGAAUUGGCAGCUCACAAGGCGAAAGUGUACAUGGGUGCACGAUCCGAGGCUAAAGCCAACGCUGCCAUCGUCGAGAUCAAAAGUCAAUAUCCUCAUGCAGAUAUAUCCGUCUUGGUAAUGGACAUGAUGAACUUGAAGACCGUCAAGACCGCGGCUGACGAGUUUGUACGAAAAGAAUCGAGGCUCCAUGGUCUAGUGAACAACGCGGGUAUAAUGGCUACGCCUUACGAGGAAUCUGUAGAUCAUUACGAAGCUCAAUUCCAGACAAACUACCUUUCUCACUGGCUUUUGACCUACAGUCUAUUGCCUAUCCUCACCCAGUCUGCACGAUCAACCAGCCCUGGAACAGUCCGAGUCGUUAACGUUAGCUCCGACGGCCAUCUCCUGUUUUCCCCCUCGGCGGGAAUCGAUUUCGAUGAUAUAAACCAAACCAAGGGCAGUGCAUUUUCGCGAUACGGCAUGUCUAAGCUAGCCAACAUCUUGCACGCCAAAGAACUACAUCGCAGAUAUGGUCCAUCACCUGAGAAUGACGGACAGGAAGAGAUUUGGACCGCGAGUCUGCAUCCGGGCACAAUUGACACUGGUCUAGGCCGUAACGCUACCGGUUCGUGGGCUUGGCAAGCACUCGUCCCGGUGAUGCGACUUUUCAGGCUCUACAGCCCACUUGAGACUGCGGCAUAUACGUCUCUCUUCGCCAUCGCUGGCCCAGACUUUCAUCGGGAUAUGAGUGGAGAAUAUUUGAAACCUGUCGGUAUCGUUGGCAAAACGACUCCAACUGCGCAAGAUCCGAAGCUGGCAGAGGAGCUCUGGCGCUGGACAGAGAUUGAGAUGAGAAUCAAGGGAUUCAUUAGUUGA